CAUCAACAAGUAGAAAAAUGCAUGGUUCUUGCAUGUGAGAACUACCUUGGAAAUUCCGAAAGUAAAACAUACGUGAUUUGUUUUUCAAUUUUAGGUUACCUUAUCAUCAUUUUCUUAGUUCAAAAACAGAAUCCAGAUGUCUCACCGAUCGUUUACGUUUUGCAUUAGAUCGCCAAUUAAGGCGAACACCUAUUGUAAACGUUUUGCUGCAUUAUCAAAAUUAUGUUUACAUUUUUUUGAUUAUAUCCGAUUGAAUUUGUUAGCUUUAUAAUUACGAACCAUCUGAAAUCACAUUUUUUACGAUAUGAACGAUGUGUUCCACCAAUCUAGUACCACCUUGUUCAUGUUGUUUUGAUCUGUUUCGUUAGGUCAAUGUUGAUUGAUAAUAGAAAACAUUUAUUUGAAAUGUCGAGCUCAAUGUAUCCCUUUUCAAAAGAAAAAUUAAUAGACUUGGUAGAAGAAAUGCCAGAGCUAUGGAGGAUUAACUUGAAAAGCAAUCGAGAUAAUUGUGCAAAACAGAGGAUGUGGGAAGAGAUAGCGAGCAACUUUUCCGACCUGGGUAUAACUGGUGGUGCGUAUUGCGCUAAAAUUUGGAAAAAUAUAUUCGACUGCUGGAUUAAGGAACAUGUAUACUGGAGAACACAUAAAAGCGGGGCCGGGCAGAAAACGAAGAGAAAAUGGUGCUGGUACGAAAGGGUGUCUUUCCUUCAAAAAUGUGGUAAAAAUUUUGGGCCCACAGAGUCAAAUCUAAACUAUUCCGAUGAAUCCAACUCAAUUAUCGGUACAAGUCGAUCAUCCGAUUCAAAUUUUCAGAACGUUUAUAUGGGAGAUACCGGCAUGGAGCAUCUAGAAGAACAUCUUGAGUAUGAAGAAUAACUACGUCCAUGCAACCAUCAUCAGCUAUGGAGAUCGAUCCACGGUGGAACAAAGAUCGAUUUAUCCAUACAACUGCUCUGCUCUGCAAGAAACAUCGGGCUGCUGUUCUAUAAAUAACCCAACAAUGAUCAAUAUCAACUGUCUCCGCUGUCCGGUCUGCUGA
This is a messenger RNA of Toxorhynchites rutilus septentrionalis, 1039 nucleotides long. RefSeq lists its product as uncharacterized. NCBI's taxonomy places the organism in Eukaryota, Metazoa, Arthropoda, Insecta, Diptera, Culicidae. The transcript is spliced from 4 exons. The coding region runs from base 373 to 876 and encodes 167 amino acids. The record is from RefSeq and is a predicted model, not a curated record.